Molecule: messenger RNA, 352 nt
Organism: Rubroshorea leprosula
Lineage: Eukaryota; Viridiplantae; Streptophyta; Magnoliopsida; Malvales; Dipterocarpaceae
Source: the annotation of a GenBank genome assembly
AAUUUCAGAUUCUUACCCCUUUCUUCCUAUUGAAUCUAGAUAAUGAAUGCACCAAGUUAUGAAGUUCAUAGCAACAUAAACAAAGCAAUGAACCCAUUCUUCGAGGAAGCCAUAUAUGGGUUCUUUGAGGAAUCCAAAUCUGGGUUCCACAACCCAGAAACUGGGUUCCUCGCGGCACCCACAAUGAUGAAGAGCAUGGAGAAAGGGAUGGCGAAGAGGAUUGUGAAGAUGAUGAAGAGGAUGGUGAAGAUAAACGAUGACAUGAUGAUGCUCAAGGAUGAGGGUGAGAUGAGGACGAGGAUAAGGAUGAGGAGAAAGAAGUAGAUGAAGAAAUUAAAGUUAAUUAUAUUUG